Ipomoea nil (Japanese morning glory) is the source of this 2172-nucleotide messenger RNA. RefSeq names its product cysteine-rich receptor-like protein kinase 2. The record is from RefSeq and is a predicted model, not a curated record. Gene Ontology annotation, biological process: protein phosphorylation. Gene Ontology annotation, molecular function: ATP binding; protein kinase activity. The transcript has 9 exons. Lineage: Eukaryota; Viridiplantae; Streptophyta; Magnoliopsida; Solanales; Convolvulaceae. The coding region runs from base 68 to 2014 and encodes 648 amino acids.
UCAUUUUUUUUUUCCAUACACACAUGCCUCAAUCUCCGGGCUUGAGCCAAGUGAACAGUGGUGGUAUAUGGCAGCGUCAGGCAGGUGGCGGUGGUUGGCGGUGGUGAUGUUGGUGGUAUCAUCAAUAUCAGAACCUGCGUUUUCCAACCCACAAACCAACCUACUGGACAACGGUUGCAGCGCAAAAAACGUUAUCGAUACACCAGCUAAUUAUGCCAAGGAACUCAACGCCAGCUUUUCUGAUCUGAGACGCCAGUUAUCCAAAAGCAACAAACGCUUUGCCACCACUGGCACUGCCGUCCAUCCUAUCUAUGCAUUGGCACAGUGUAGAAACUACCUCUCCAACCCUGACUGUGUCGCCUGUUUCGACGCCGCCGUGUCAGUGGCCCGGAACUGCUCCCUCGCCACCGGUGCUCGUGUCAUCUUUGAUGGUUGCUUCCUCAGGUACGAGUCCACUAUCUUCUACGCUCAGAUUACAGACGAGGGAAGCCAUCCCAUUUGUGGGAAACGAACUGCCCGCAAACAAGAUGUUUUCAAUACCACAGCAACACAACUUCUGAAUGAUCUCAAAUUUGCAACGCCCAGAAUUAAUGGGUUUUUCGCUGCAGCAAAGCGGGUCUCUACUGGCGCCGCCGCCUUUGCGGUGGCACAGUGUAUUGAAACACUCGAUGAAAGCGGCUGUCAGGCAUGUUUGACAAUAGCUUACAGUAGCAUACAGACUUGUUUACCGAUAUCUUCAGUUGGAAGGGCUGUUGGCAUUGGGUGCUUCAUGAGAUACUCAGACAAACAUUUCUUUGCCAAAAACCAGACAAUCAACCUAGCACCCUUCCUAGAAGGAGGAGGAGGGAGUUCAGGAAAGAAGAAAGCUAUUAUUGCAGGUGUAGUCGGUGGUGUAGGAAUCAUAAUCGUAUUAGCAGCCAUUUUCCUUUUGUAUUUACAAUCAAAAAAGCCAAAGGCAGCAAGAAGAGGGGAUAUAUUGGGGGCAACUCAGUUGAGAGGUCCAGAGAACUAUGGAUAUAAAGAUUUGAAAGCUGCCACAAAAGCAUUUAGUGAAGAGAAUAAACUGGGGGAAGGAGGUUUUGGUGAUGUAUACAAGGGGACACUAAAGAACGGGGAUGUGGUUGCAGUAAAGAAACUGGUGAUUUCGAGUAGAGCAAAGGCAGAUUUUGAUAGUGAAGUUAGGCUUAUUACAAAUGUCCAUCAUCGCAAUCUCAUUCGUCUAUUGGGAUGCUCUGCCAAAGGAGAAGAGCUUCUACUGGUUUAUGAAUACAUGGCAAAUGCCAGCCUUGACAGAUACUUAUAUGGAGAUAAACGGGGGAUGCUGAAUUGGAAGCAACGAGUUGAUAUAAUAUUUGGUACAGCUAGGGGUCUUGCGUAUUUGCAUGAACAGUUCCAUGUAUGCAUCAUACACAGAGACAUCAAAUCCAGCAAUAUACUACUUGAUAAUGAAUUUCAGCCCAAAAUUGCUGAUUUUGGUUUGGCAAGGCUUUUGCCUGAAAAUCAGAGCCAUGUUAGCACCAAAUUUGCAGGGACUUUAGGAUAUACAGCGCCAGAAUAUGCAAUUCAUGGUCAUUUAUCUGAGAGAGUUGACACCUACAGUUUUGGCAUCGUCAUCCUAGAGAUCAUUAGUGGGCGAAGGAGCAGUGACAUUCGAGUUGAACCCGUAACUGAGUAUCUCCUUGAACAGGCAUGGAAACUGUACGAGAAUGAGGCCUAUCUGGAACUGGUGGAUAAGACUUUAGAGGGUAAUGAGUAUAAAGCCGAGGAAGUGAAGAGAAUGUUGGAGAUUGCUUUGGUGUGCACCCAAUCACCCCCGAGUCUAAGGCCAAGCAUGUCGGAAGUGGUGAUCAUGCUUUCUUCAAGUGACCGUCCAAUCUUUCAAAACAAACCAAGGAGGCCAUCCAUGAUUAGUGAUUUCGAUGAGAGGGUAUUCGCAAUCACAGACACUUCAGCCACUACAGCAUCAUCCACUUCUCAUGCCACUGCUUCAUUCACUGGUGUCUCAGGCCGCUAGGCUUUUUAUGAAAUCUGUUUUUUUUUUUUUUUUUUUUUUUUUUUUAAUCUAGCUUGCUUGUGAUGAUAUGAUGCUGGGAUUCAAAAUUGUAAAUGUUAUGCCCAGGCAUAAAUAAAUAAAUAUAUAGCAGUGUAAUUAGUACAGUUGGCUCGGCCAAA